AUAAUCAAAACAAUUGAAUAAUAAACAGGAGAACAAUAAUAAUAAGAAUCAUGGCGAGGCCAAGAAAACAAGCUUCCCCAAAAAGGCGAGGAGAAACAUUCAUCACCCCGCACAAAAACCGCCCGCAAGAGGUAGCAGCCAAUUUCUUGCUUUAUAAGCCGCACCACCAAAACGGCAAGCCCGCAGAUACAUACCGAAUUAGUGGGAACAAGAGAUCCAGAUUUAUCAGCGAUUCCCCGUCCCUAUCCGUCCAUCUUUAUACCGUUGUAAACAAAUAUUGGAGAUUUGUCUUGCGCCAUUCGUCGCUUUAUCAUCGUCAUCCUCAUACAUCAUAUAUAUAAUCCGCACACUACUCCUAUUCACUCUACCUCAACUAUACCAUUGCCCUCUCUCUCCUCACUCGCCCCUCCCUCACUCAUCCAACAUAUAUAUACACAUCUCAUCUCAUAUAUACCCUCACUCAACACUCACUAACAAACAAAAAAAAUAUAAUGGCCCCUCCCCCCUUCUUCGCAGUCAUCUCCGGCGUAGGCUCCGGCACAGGCGCCGCCCUCGCCCGCCGCUUCGCCAAGUCCUACGCCGUCGUCCUCCUCUCCCGCAAGCCCUCCAGCUACGAGCCCAUCGUCGCCGAUAUCAAGGCCAGCGGCGGCACCGCCAUUGGCAUCACCGCCGACGCCACCGACCCGGCCGCCACCGACGCCGCCUUCGCCCAAAUCGCAAAGGAGCUGCCCGGAUCGAAGCUCGCCGCGGCCGUGUACAACGGCGGCAGCGGAAUGGCCCGGAAGCCGUUUUUGGAGCUGACGCUGGAGAAUCUGGAUGUUAGCCUUCAGGGCGCUGCCAAGGGCCUCUUCAUCUUUGCUCAAAAGACGCUCCCUCUCCUCCUUGAGUCUGUCGACUCUUCUCCUAACCCCCCUUCUCUCCUCGUCACUGGCGCUACCGCCUCUGUCCGCGGUUCUGCCUUCUUCGGCACAUUUGCCGCUGGUAAAUUUGCCCAGCGUGCCCUCACCCAGUCUCUGGCGCGCGAGUAUGGUCCCAAGGGCGUGCAUGUGGCCCUGGCUGUCAUUGAUGGCGGCAUCGAUACACCCUGGGGCAAGGGUGUAGUUUUCAACAACGGUGUGGAGGAUGGCAAGAUCAGCCCUGAUGCCAUUGCCGAGAGUUACUGGCACCUACACUCACAGCACAGAUCUGCCUUCACUCAGGAGCUGGAUAUCCGCCCAUAUGUGGAAAAGUUUUAAAGACAUUAUAGCGUUCGUGAUAUAACUUAAUAAUACAAGUAAAAUUGAAACAGU
Messenger RNA from Trichoderma asperellum CBS 433.97, 1289 nucleotides. RefSeq lists its product as uncharacterized. NCBI's taxonomy places the organism in Eukaryota, Fungi, Ascomycota, Sordariomycetes, Hypocreales, Hypocreaceae. The record is from RefSeq and is a predicted model, not a curated record.